AUGCAGUUGACAACAUGGCUAUUAGUUUCAGCCGGGGCCUUCCUGGUGGUUAGCAGUACCCCAGUGGAGAAAAGAGCACCACCAAAGACAUUCUCACUUCAAUUUGACGUGGUGCCCGCGAGAAACUCGAGAAAGAGAGACGAGCUCGUGCCGCUCGGAAAAGACGAUUUCCUGUGGCAAUACCAGACAAUGGUCCACUUGGGCUCCAACAAGCAAAAGAUCACGGUGGCUCUCGAUACGGGCAGUUCUGAUUUGUGGGUGCCGGCGCAAGGCGUCACUUGUCAAAGGGCCGGAUGCGACAGCGAUGGCACUUUUGACCCCACUUCUUCUCUGACUUUCCAUAGAACGGGCACUCUGUUUGCAUUGACGUAUGGAGAUGGAACGAGUCUGCGAGGUUACUAUGGCAAAGACGAUUAUUGGUUCAGUGAUGGCACCAAGCUUCCGCAGUUCCAAUUUGGGAUAGCGACCCAGGUCUCCACAAGUAACGGAUUGUUUGGUAUUGGGAAACAAGCGGGAGAAGCUGCUAAGCCCCAGUAUCCCAAUUUCCCCUAUGCUUUGAAAAAUGCUGGUAUUGUUGACGUUGCUGGCUAUUCCUUGUACUUGAAUCGUCAACAGGCCAACACGGGCAACAUUGUCUUUGGAGGCGUUGAUACCGCAAAGUACUCCGGAAAUUUAACGGUGAUGGACAUUGCCAAUUACCAAUGGCUCGGAGCAACUCUCAGCUCUAUCAAAAGCACCAAUGGCCAGAAAAUCAGCAUCAACAAACCUGUUUCCUUCGAUAGCGGAACCACAUAUCUUAUUUUGGAACAAGACUUGGCCAACACCAUCUUCUCAGCACUCGGCUUGGACGGCAACGGACAGAUUGCAUGCAGCGACAUCAGCGAUGACCAAACGGCCGAUUUCACUUUUGGCGGCAGCGUGACUAUAUCCGUCCCCUACAGCGACUUGUUUGACUCGUACGACGGGGUAACGUGCUUUGCCCGUAUCUACACCAGCCGGCUCGGCAGUUUCUUUGGCGACACAUUCUUGCGAAGCGCAUACGUGGCCUUCAAUUUGGAGAGCAAUAAGCUCGGUCUAGCGCAGUCGAAGUACACCGCUGACUCCAAGAUUGUCAACUUCUGGUUUUAA
This is a messenger RNA of Lodderomyces beijingensis, 1128 nucleotides long. The record is from the annotation of a GenBank genome assembly. NCBI's taxonomy places the organism in Eukaryota, Fungi, Ascomycota, Pichiomycetes, Serinales, Debaryomycetaceae.